AUGAGAUAUAUUCGUCCAUGUUCCCUGUUAAUAUCCGUGUAUUUGGUCGUCACAUUGCUUUGUGAUAUCUACAAUUGUCAAGACAUCUGUCAACAACCUGAAUUAGAGAAAUAUGAAGAAGUAAUUUUCGUCAACGCUUCAUACAAAUAUUCUCAUUAUUUCAAUUACUCACAACGAAUUCGUAUUAAACAGCCCAAUCCAGUUGUAUAUGCCACGUUUGAAACAUUUAAUACCACACAGAUUGUUCAGCCGAAAUUCCCGUUUAAAUAUUACGAAAAUAACGUCUCAACAUACUUGAUCCAAACAACUGGUUUAAUAGUAAUAGUUGGUAACCCACCCGGACUGAUAAAUCACAUUAUGCCAGGCACUUUUAUUCCUCAAUUUGAGAUGCUACAUAACAAUGAAUCCAUCGCUGUGAAUUUGUAUUUUCGGACACGUGUUGGCGAUACAUAUUCCUACGGAAAUCGAAGAUAG
Messenger RNA from Schistosoma guineensis, 474 nucleotides. NCBI's taxonomy places the organism in Eukaryota, Metazoa, Platyhelminthes, Trematoda, Strigeidida, Schistosomatidae. The record is from the annotation of a GenBank genome assembly.